UUGGUAUUUUUAUUUUUUGGUAUAGGAAGAAGACUUUAUUCAAAACAAAGUAUCGUAUUAUCAGUGGGCCUAUCCAUUAAGCUAUUGCUUUCAUCAGUAUUUGUAUGGGACUAUAUCAACUUUACAGAAGGAGUUAAAUACGAUUAUAAAAAAGAUUCAAUUGCAUUUUCAACACUCUUCAACUAUUUAUCAAGUAAAUUACCCACAACCACCACAACAAAAGAACUUAUUCAAAACUAUCUAUCUGAUAGAAUAGAGUAUUUAAAUACCUACCAUUUAUAUAUUAUAAUUUCAUUCUUUAGCAUUUUGGUCUACAUUGUUUUUGUAGUUUAUAAUAUCUAUGGUUUGGAAUACAAGAAAAAUUCAAACAACUCUCAACAACUACCAGAUGCUUUGAAUAAUCUCAGAAACAAACUCAUCGAAUUAUUUUUUAAUGGCAAAAAGAUUGUAAUCGUCGAAAUGAUUGCAUUGGUUUGGAUAUUCAGUAUGGUUUUCAUGAUUUUACAACACUCAUUGGUCGAAUCUUAUAUCAACGAUACAGGGAAAUCAAAAAAAGUUUUAAUUUUAUCUCUUUUAUCAUUAAUAGCACUAGGCUAUUUAUUAUUAAACAUUAGAAAUAGAACAGGCAAUUUAGUAACAGACAACGAAAACGGUAAAGAAAAAUCAACCUCGUCCUCCUCAACCAUAGCCAUCUCUAAAAAAAUUGCAAUUAAUCAAAUGAACAAUACUCUUUCACAAUUUCUAUACUAUACAACUCUAUAUUAUUUCGUAAUUGUAAUCGUAUACUACUCGUUAACAAUAUCAUCAGGUUUUUGGACUGCUUCAACUGUAUUACAAACCACAAAGAAGUCAUCAUCCUAUCCAAUUCCAUUAUCACCAUUCCAUCUCCUCUCGAAUAUUUUACCGGUUAUCGAAACAAUUUAUUCAAUUGCAUAUUUAAUAAAUAUAAUUAAUUUAUUAAGAUUUAAUAACCAAAUUUAUAAUUUAGAUAAAAAA
Messenger RNA from Dictyostelium purpureum, 996 nucleotides. RefSeq lists its product as uncharacterized. The record is from RefSeq and is a predicted model, not a curated record. The annotation marks the transcript as partial. NCBI's taxonomy places the organism in Eukaryota, Evosea, Eumycetozoa, Dictyosteliales, Dictyosteliaceae. The transcript has a single exon.